AUGGGUAAAGUGAAACGAAGCCAGAAUAAGCCCAUGGCCAAGGCCCAGGCAGCUAACGAACUCACAGAAAUAAAACGGCUCGAUAAACUGUGCGAAACUGUCGGAUUGGAGGAGAAUGAAGGUACAGAGUCUGCCAUAACAACGAAGUUCAGUUCAUUGCCGAUUAGCAAUCAGACUAAAAUGGGAUUGAAAGAAGCUGGGUAUUUAGAUAUGACGAAUAUUCAGUACAAGGCUAUACCAGCGGCACUUAGAGGCAAGGAUGUACUAGUGGCUGCAAGAACGGGUAGUGGGAAGACACUGGCUUUCGUACUACCUAUAAUCGAGACCUUAUACCGACAGAAAUGGUCCGAUCUAUUUGGUCUAGGUGCACUAGUUAUAUCCCCUACAAGAGAAUUGGCAUACCAGACAUUUGAGGUACUGAGGAAAGUUGGUAAAAAGCACACACUAUCGGCUGGGUUAGUUAUCGGGGGAAAGGAUGUGGAGGCGGAACAGGGCACUAUCUCCAGAAUGAAUAUUCUGGUUUGUACGCCCGGACGUUUGUUGCAACACAUGGAUGAGACACCAG
Messenger RNA from Sphaeroforma arctica JP610, 565 nucleotides. RefSeq lists its product as hypothetical. The annotation marks the transcript as partial. The record is from RefSeq and is a predicted model, not a curated record. Gene Ontology annotation, cellular component: nucleus. Gene Ontology annotation, molecular function: nucleic acid binding; ATP binding. The transcript has a single exon. Gene Ontology annotation, biological process: rRNA processing. Lineage: Eukaryota; Ichthyosporea; Ichthyophonida.